GCUCUGAGUGGGUGGGCUGAUAUUCCGCUUGCAGUGGCUGUGGCAGUUACUGGGGAAUACAGGGAAACCUAUGUGGUGUGCUUCGGAAGAAAGUUGAACCUGGCCGGACAUUUGUGACAAAGGCCUGCAAUGAACAGGAUACGAAUCCACGUUUUGCCUUCGAGUCGAAACCGAGUGACCCAGACACCGCGUUCUCAGGAGCACCAGGCAUGCUCCUUUACCCAGCGACCAUGCUCUCAGCCCCGUCUUGAUGGCCUGGAGUUCUGCAUCAAACACAUUUUGGAGGAUAAGAAUGCUCCCUACAAGCAGUGCAGCUAUGUCUCUGCCAAGAACGGCAAGCGCUGCCCGAAUGCUGCACCAAAAGUUGAGAGGAAAGAUGGAGUGACGUUCUGUGCAGAGCAUGCUCGCAGGAAUGCCAUGGCCCUCCGAGCUCAGAUGAGAAAGGCGUCUUCCGGUCCAUCCCCAGAGUCACUGUUGUCCCAGCUUAGUGGAUACAACCGGGCAGAGACUCGCAGCAAUGACGCAGGUCGCUCUGAAGCUAGCCGUAUUCUAGAUGAAGACAGUCUGAGCGAGGAGGAGCAGGGUCCUUUGGUUCUUGACCAAACAUGGAGAGGUGACCCUGACAGUGAGGCAGACAGCGCUGACAGUGAUCACGAGGAUCCUCUGAAACAUGCAGGGGUGUACACAGCAGAGGAAGUGGCACUCAUCACCCGAGAAAAACUCAUCAGGCUCCAGUCCCUCUACAUCGACCAGUUCAAACGUCUGCAGCACCUGCUUAAAGAGAAAAAGCGCAGAUACCUGCACAACCGCAAAGUGGAGCACGAAACUCUCGGGAGCAGUCUGCUGACAGGGCCGGAAGGUCUGUCAAUCAAGGAGAGGGAGAACCUGAAGAAGCUCAAAGCGCUGCGCCGAUACCGUCGUCGGUACGGUGUUGAAGCCCUGCUGCACCGGCAGCUUAGGGAGAGGAGGCAGGCUGUGACAGAAGGAGCAUCUCAGCAACUCUCAAGAACUGUGCACGAGAAGUGCAUCUCCUUUGAGGAGGGAACCCGAUGUACCAACCCCUGCCUGCCCAUGACCCGUCACUGCGUCUCACACAUCUUCCAAGACAGCAAUCAGGUGCUUUUCAAAAUGUGCCCAGGCCUGAAAGAUGUCCCAUGUGAACGCAGCGUGCACAUGGGACAGUCCGAUGAUCCUCGCUGCCCGCUUCACCUCACCCUGCCUCUCCCGAUGUACCAGCCUGAGCAGGAACCUCCACCACAGGAGCAGAUCACCACUGCAACCAGAGACAUGUAUCUGAGUGCGGCAGAGCUUCAGCCCACAGAGAGCCUUCCCCUAGAGUUCAGUGAUGACCUGGAUGUGGAAGGGGACGGUAUGCAGGGCCCUCCUUCCCCCCUACAGUUUGACACGGCCCUGGCCCUGGAGGACCAGACCAUCAGAGCCAUCGCUGAGGGCCCGAUGGACAUCCUGACCGGAGAAGACCCAGACCAGGUGGACCUGGACGCCUCGGGACAGGAGCUCUCGGAAAGAGAUGUGGAUGCCAUCAUGCAUGAUCAGGUUAACUCUCAAUCAGGGGCCUCUUGAAUAUUUCUUUUGAAUGAUUGUGCCCAUACGCUGUUCAUUGUAUGUAAUGUAUGGGUCUAAUAAAAUAUUGGUCACAAUCUUUGUCAGUA
Cyclopterus lumpus (lumpfish) is the source of this 1670-nucleotide messenger RNA. RefSeq names its product KAT8 regulatory NSL complex subunit 2 (gene kansl2). Gene Ontology annotation, cellular component: NSL complex. The record is from RefSeq and is a predicted model, not a curated record. The transcript has 9 exons. Lineage: Eukaryota; Metazoa; Chordata; Actinopteri; Perciformes; Cyclopteridae. The coding region runs from base 130 to 1581 and encodes 483 amino acids.